UCGGCGAUCGGUCGAACGAAGUGUGGCAGACGCUUGCGUCUCAUGACAAGGAGAGGAGCUCCGAGUGUACCGUGCUGCGUUAUCGUAGAAUGGCAACACACACAGGGCGUGUCUUCGACAGAAAUGCAGCGAUUCUUGAUUUCGUUUCUUGUUCUUUUAUGGGGCUUUGGUUCGAUCGUGGUAUACAUAUAGUAGCUACAAAAAUUGGCACAUACUCUUAUUUCCCAAUGAAGCGUUUUUAUUAUCAAGUUCCACAUUUUAUUUUUAAAGUACCAAAUUUUUGUAGUCAUGUAAAAUACAUAUUAUUUAUUAAACUUGGAUCUGAUUAAUUGGUAUGUAAAUACUAUAAUGAAUACAAUGGUGUGCCAAUACUUUUUAUAGCAACUGUGUAUGAGAAAUAACAAGAUGAUAGACACAUUUUUCGAAUCUGGCGUGGUGGAGGAACGCGCGAUGAUUCUUGAUAUUCUCAACCAGUGCACCCGUAAAAUUAUAUUACACGAUGCACACGGUACACACCGGGAUUGUCGUCGCGUGCCUAUAAUUUCGUACUCUCUCCCCACUCUGAUUCGCCUCUAUUAUUUUCUAUUUUCCCCCAUUCUGUGCGUUUCGUGCUUUCCUUCUGCAUAAAAGCUUUGAGUUGCUCUCCGUGUUCUUUCAGUACUUGAAAAAAAUUUCAUUUGUUUAAUAUUACUGUGAUAUUACCGGUGAACGAUCGUACACUCGUGCAAUAAUCACGCUUGAAAAUGAUAGUUCAGAUUUGGUAAUGUUCGGUGGUCGUACACACAAGGAGGAAUGUCCCGCAACACUGGACCUGGUUUGUAUGAAUUCCUUAUGGAAGCAGAGCUCCAGCAAUAUUAUCCUGGGAUCCGAGGGGACUUAAAGGUACAGACAACUGCUCAAUUGAAAUAUGUAACGGAGGAGGACUUGAAUGCCAUUGGAAUGAGCAAACCAGAAAUGCGUCGUUUAAAAAAGUAUUUUCAGAAACACUUUCCACAAAACUAUCUAUCCAAAUUCAAAAAGAUGUUGUUACCAAAACGGGAAGAACCAACCACAGGUGCUUUAACUAUGUUACCAGAAGAAAGGCAAGAUAAACCACCGAUUCGUGUUCCUAAUAAGUACAUGAUACCAGCGGAUGCGAUCAUCGUGAACAAAGAACUAGGGACUGGCGAGUUUGGAGUUGUUCAACAAGGCGUUUGGACGAACGACGGAGAAAGAAUACAAGUAGCGAUUAAGUGUUUGUCACGGGAAAGAAUGCAAAACAAUCCGAUUGAAUUCUUGAAAGAAGCAGUCAUAAUGUAUGCGAUAGAUCACGAGCAUAUCGUAAGAUUGUAUGGCGUAGUUUUGGAUACAAAUUCCUUGAUGCUCGUCACGGAGUUAGCACCUUUAAGAUCGUUACUAGAAUGUCUAAAAGAACCUAGUUUACGUACCAGUUUCCCUGUUCUUUCGCUAUGCGACUUUGCUGUGCAAAUCGCAGAUGGAAUGCAAUAUUUAGAAGCUAAAAGACUCAUACACAGGGAUCUUGCUGCCAGAAAUAUUCUAGUGUUCUCUAAGAACAAGGUCAAAAUAUCUGAUUUCGGUUUGUCUCGAGCUUUAGGAGUUGGAAAAGACUAUUAUCAAACGAAUUUCAAUGUAAAUUUGAAAUUGCCAAUAGCAUGGUGUGCUCCAGAAUGUAUAUCGUAUUUAAAGUUCACUUCAGCGAGUGAUGUAUGGGCCUAUGGAGUGACUUUGUGGGAGAUGUUCAGCUAUGGUUUUCAACCAUGGGCCGCGUUGACGGGUCAUCAAAUUUUAGAAGCGAUAGAUGAUCCCAAUUUUCAAAGAUUAGAACAACCAGAGUGUUGCCCAAAGGAGUAUUUUUCACUCAUGCAACAGUGUUGGCAACACGAGCCAUCCAAACGACCAAAGUUCUCUGAGCUGAUUAAUCUUUUGCCUGACUUGAAACCGGAACAGGUUCAAGCUGUUCAAGAUAGUACAGAAACCAGUCAACUUGUUUACAGGCAAGGAGAUGUUAUUACUGUUCUUGACAAAGGAAGUAGUAACACCAUGUGGAAAGGUGUUUUGAAUAAUGGAAAAACUGGCUUUUUCAAUCCUGCUCACACAAUAGCAUAUCUUGGAUCUAAUUUACCAAGUAACAAGCCAGGUGAAUUCACACGUGGUGAUGGAAAGAACGCCUUUUCUUCUCAGAGACGAAAGAUCCGAACGGACAUGAUUUCCUCUCCGCAAGGUGAUUUGAAACAUACUGGCCAUGUCGGACUGGAUGGAGCUUAUUUUGGCGAUAUUGGCUUCCUUGGUGGCAAAUAUCCACACCUACCACGACAAGUAGUGACACCGUACAAACCACAAGAAGAUGUAACGGAUAAUUCUAGUCAAACUUUGAAUCAGGAUACGAGAAGCGCGGAGACGAACAGAGAAUUAUUGAGGGAUUAUAGAAAUGCACAACAGGAUGUUUCAAAUAAACACGAAAGUCUGUGGUCAGACGUAAAUUCUGAAAUAUGUCAUGCUGCUAAUUCAAGUAAACAGUCUGUUCCGUUAAAUGUGGCUGGCAAUAACGAUACUCUUGGAGCGGAUCAUGAGUAUCACGAGAUCAGUGAUGAAGAAAAUCAAGACAGCCCUUUGAGAUUCGACAAAACGUUGAAUUUUGAUUUCGGUCCAAGUUUGUUGGCUGAAAUGGACCAAAUGUUUAGAUCACUAGGAUCUUCUCCUCCUCCACCACCUCCAGUUCAUCCCUUAUCAACCGAACAUGAAUCGAGCAACGUUCGAAACGAACUGAGGGAAAUACAGGCGAAACAGAGCAAUAAGAAGAAACAGGCCACCGUGAGUCCAAUAAAUGUGAAGCCUAUCUCAGCCGCCGAUCAGAAAACUCUCUACUCAGCCAUUGCUAUGGCACAGGAAUUGACAGCACGUUCCAUGACAGACCUUGAACAUCCACCGGAGUCUCCCCGAACACCUGCCAGUCCUUCAAGACGCAGAAAGUUCUCUUUUAAGUUGCCACAUCAACACAGUCCCAAACCAGACAGACGACACUUUUCAGAAGAAGCUGCCAGUAUACCUGACAUACAGUGGUUGUGUUCAAGUUUGCAAUCACUUUCAUCCACUGUAUCUAGCAUAGAAUCACUUGGUGCACCAUCGACCUUGAAAUUACCAUUAUGGGACAAAGCGUCCGCUGAAUUUUGCUUUGCAAAAUCUAGGGAACUCUUAACUAAACCAACUGUGUGGACUUCCUAUAUGGACAUAGAAUUUGACGCACAUAUUCUUGACAAUGCAGCUACGAAACAGAAUUUGGUAAAGUCGACGGAAUUUCUGGAGAAUGGUAACAAGAAAGGCAACUUCAAUUGCGAUAGCGUGACGGACAUGAGUGGGAAAUUAAACGCUCUCCAACAAAGUAGAAAGGUACCCUCUCUUAGCAUAGAAAAUUCGAACUUCGAUUUUCCUCGAGAGCAAAAAAGAGUGUCCACUAGCUACGUGGAUCGUUAUUUCGAACAGCCAAAGUAUUUCGACGACGACAGUGCUCUUACAUGUCCUAGUGAGAAAGUAUUAUAUUUUGGCGAGGAUAAAUAUGAUAAGAUAAAUAAUUUGGAACAGCCAAACAAAUCAGUGUGCUAUUCGAACAUUCAGGAACAAGGUCCCAUGGCUGUGAAUAAACAUAAUCAGCAAGUGGCAGGCAAAUUUUCUAAUUGCGAUCAGCCAUUGAAAGAUAACGUGACAAGUUUUGAAGCACAAUGCGAAGAAAGUACCAGCUUCGACUUGAUGAAGGAGAAAUCCUCGAAUUUCAUUGAUUUUGGACGUAGCAAGCCUAUUAAGUUCGAUUCACCUAGAGAUAAGAUGGCUAUCAUGGAUUUGGGUACAAGGCCGAAGAUUUCUAGUUCUUUCAGUGAUUCUUCCAAGAUGAACAUACCCGAAUUUCCUAAAAAGAUUGACAUAUCAAAGUCAAGAGGUGGAAAAGUGCCAUUCGUACCUAGAAACCCGAGUCAAGAGGGCAAAAGCAUCAUUUAUGGAUCUACAGAUAGUAUAAAGACUAAUUUGAAAGUGGGAGGUGGAUCAGAAAGUCCGAGAGCAAAUACGGAAGCUAUGAGAAUUAAUAUCCAAAGUUUCCGCAAGAUAGAACAGAAUCAAAAUGGUCACGAUGCUUUUCCUUUUGUAAUAUCCAACAAUCCAUUGUUUAUUGCAGAGUCUGAGAAAAAAGAAUCCCCCGUUUACAGCAGCUCAGAGAGCCUGCGUGUCAAUUUUCAACGACUUAGAAGGAAAUCAGACGCGGAGGUGAAUAAUCAAGUGGAACUGAGCAGUAAACUUUUGGCAGAGAAGUAUCAGAAAGAAGUGUCAGGUUUGGAGAGUGUGAAAAAUUAUCUAGAUUCGAAGAAAGGUCAGGGAUUGAACCUGGGUCUAGGUAAACUGACUCAAAACAUGAUUCAAUUAGGCAAGAACAUUGCGCAAAAUUCAAGAAAUGUAGAAACUACUACGUCAAAAUCGUUAGUCACCAGUGUAAGGAAUUUUGACAUAUCUGGCCAAACUCAGACGCCUCUGAGAAGCUUAAAUAUUCCUAUACAAAAGCCUAAACACUUGGAUUUGAAUAUUCCUCUUCAGUGUCAAUCACAGAUCAGCAUGAAACUGAAUCUGACUUCGCAGAAAACAAAUCCUCCUCCAUCUAGUCCCAAUUUGCAUCAGCAUAUUCUGGAGCCACCAAAACUCUAUCAGAAUGACAAUACGAGAAGGGAAUUACCCAAGACUGAUACACUUUUGGAAAAGAUGUCUACAGUUACUAACAUAUAUAGGCACAGAACGUCUUCACUGUCUGAGAACAGGAAGCCACCUAUUAAAAAUAUAAGGAGAUCCUUUCAUCCUACCAAUGAUUCUAGCGAGGAUUCAGAUUCUAUUUCUCACUCAGAAACAGAUAUACGGAGCCGUUUGCGCUAUAAGCGCCGCCAUAAGAAGCUUCCACAUAACCUGCGAUUGAAUUUCAAGAAUAAAACCCAUUUUUUGCAUCCGGAGACUGCCAGGGGAUUCUCGUCGAUAGAACUUUGCGGAAAAUCACCGCCUCCAUCGACGAGCUUUUUGAAUUCACUAUCACCACCUUUCUCUUCAAGAAAUAACCUGCUUUCUUGGCCAGAAAGUGCUCCCAGUUCUAGUCUGACAUUCACCAGUAACUCUGAUCUGGAUUCUGAUACUAGCUCAGAGUAUCCGGAGUUCACGAACGACCUAUUGACCUUUCCGCCAUCCCCUGCCCCAUAAACAUCUAAGAUCCUGAUCUAUAAUGCUUUCCACCUGAUCUUGGAACCAGAUAUCUGUAAUAUGUCAUCAUUGAUAUGCCAAGUGCAUGUUCUUGGCAGAAAUGUAUGGGAUGGCACCAGAGUUGGGCAGAACUAUUUUUGAUUCCUUUUAGAUUAACCUUCAUUGAAUGUUCAUGUUAUCUGAUUAACUGAUUGAUGUACAGGGUGAAUCCUCUUGUCAGUUUACUCAAAAUAAUACUGUUAGAUUGUCAACACUGUUUUUGAGUUAACUACAGCUUUUGAGAUGAUCACACUACAGUAGUAAUUGCUGAUGUUAA
Messenger RNA from Bombus impatiens (common eastern bumble bee), 5539 nucleotides. Its product is annotated as activated Cdc42 kinase-like. The record is from RefSeq and is a predicted model, not a curated record. Gene Ontology annotation, biological process: protein phosphorylation. The transcript is spliced from 8 exons. The coding region runs from base 793 to 5223 and encodes 1476 amino acids. Gene Ontology annotation, molecular function: protein tyrosine kinase activity; protein binding; ATP binding. NCBI's taxonomy places the organism in Eukaryota, Metazoa, Arthropoda, Insecta, Hymenoptera, Apidae.